This is a messenger RNA of Rubroshorea leprosula, 979 nucleotides long. Lineage: Eukaryota; Viridiplantae; Streptophyta; Magnoliopsida; Malvales; Dipterocarpaceae. The record is from the annotation of a GenBank genome assembly.
AACUGCAAUGACAAAUCAACCCCUCUGUUAACGCCGACACAUCCUUUUGUUAGUUUUUAAUAGUCCGUUCAUCGACCUCUCUUUUGCAUCUAAUGUGGCAUUUUUGUGUUAAGAUGGAUGCUGAGAUGGACAAGCUACCUGGACAAGAAUCUCAAGAGUCAAUUACUACUUUUGAGAAAUCUUCCCAUCUGGAUGUGGAUUACCAUUUCGCUUUUCAGUGGACACCGGUGUCGGAGAAGAAACAGCGAGCUGUCCUCUCAGGAUUUCCAUCUAUGUUGCAGUUUAUUAACCUUUAUGGCUAUUUUUCUCAAAAACCCACUUCUAAUUUCUCGCUCAAAACCCCAAAACCCGACACCCAUUACUUGCUAAAGCAAACCGAUGACCAAGAGCAACCCCAAUUUGAAGAAGAAGAAGAAAAGGAAGAACAAGAAAAAGAGGAGAGCGAGCAAAUCCAAGAACAGAGCUUCAACGAGGUGUAUAGUAACCUGAAACAAAACCACAUUAUGAGGGCCAAAUAUGACACCGAACCGACAUCCAAGGAGAUACGCACUAAACUAGCCGGUAGGAUGAGUCAGCGAGCACGAAGUCUGCAUUUGUGCAUUCUGAGGAAGAAGUCAUUGUUGAGUCUCGGCGGCUGGCAACCAGAGGAGGUUGAUGAUAAGGUAAAUUCCAAAGCAGAUGAUUUCAUCAACAGGUUCAAUAAUCAACUGACGUUGCAACGAAUUGAUUCCAUUGUUAGCUUCCAUCCAACAGGUCCACCGUGGAGCAUAAUGCCCACACUUGCAGAGCUUGACAAAGAAGCCAUGCUCGAUGAAUUUCAGAUCUUCAAGGAAUAGUGUUCAAUUUUUUAAAGGACGAAGAGGGGAAGAAGAGAUAGAAGCUAGCAGAAAUAAAACCGUGUUUUCAUUGAUGAUUCAGAGUUUGAUGAAGAAGCCAUGCUCGAUGAAUUGCAAAUUUUAAAGAAACAAUGUUCAAUUUU